AUGGCCGACUCUGCCGCACCCGCUGCUGCCAAGAAGCAGUUCGUCAAGCCUGAAAAGCCGAGCGAAGAGGCCUACAAGGCUGGUCUUGCAGAGAAGGAAAAGCAGCAUGCCGCCGCUCAGGAAAAGCUCAAAGCCUUGAACGCUAAGAUUGACCUUGCGACCCCUAACAACAAAGACUCUCCCACCGCGAAGAAGCAGCAAGAGCUGCGCAAUGAGCUUGCCGAGAUCCGCAAGAAGCAACAGGCCAACAAAGGCUCCCGCAACACGGUCUUCGAGCAAAUCAAGAAGCUCGAUGAGCAACUGAAGUCGCGCAUUCAGGAGAACAAGACGGCUCGCGGCCGCAUCAACUUCAAGAAUGCUGAAGAAGUCGACCGCGAGAUCGCCCGUCUGCAGAAGCAGGUGGACUCUGGUUCGAUGAAGAUUGUGGACGAGAAGAAGGCACUUGCGGACAUCUCGAACCUCACCAAGCAGAAGAAGAACUUUGCCGGUUUCGAGCAGGCCGAGAAGGGCAUCGCUGACCUCAAGGCCAAGAUCGCCGACCUCCGCAAGUCCCUGGACGACCCCGAGGCCAAGGCCAUGAGCGAGCGUUACUCGACGAUCCAGUCCGAGCUCGACGCCAUCAAGGCCGAGCAGGACGAGGCGUACAAGAACCUGAACUCGCUCCGUGACGAGCGCACCAAGGCCCGCAACGAGCAGCAGGCCAAGUGGACCGAGCUCAAGGAGUACAAGGACAAGUACUUCGAGCAGAAGCGCGCAUUCAGGAACUACGAGCAGGAAGCGUACAAGGCGAGGAGGGAGAGGCAGGAGGCCGAGCGCAAGGCUUACGAGACCAAGAAGCGCCGUGAGGUCGCCGACGCGAAGCUCGAGGAGGCCAGCGCCGCUGCGUACACCGAAGAGAUUGUCACCGCCGAGGGUCUCAUCCGCUACUUCGAUCCAUCGGCCCUGCCCGCCAAGGAGACCAACGACACUUCCAAGUUCGCCGCCCAGGCCAGCAGGACUACUGAUGACUCUGCCUUCAAGGGCAUGAAGGUCGUGAAGAAGGAGGAGGAGGACUACUUUGCCGGCACUGGCGGCAAGAAGGGAAAGAAGAACAAGAAGAGCAAGGACGCUGCUCCCGCUCCCUCCAGUUUCAACCUUUCCAUCGGCGUCAUUGAGCAGCUCGCUCAGCUCAACGUCGAUGCUCCCGCUAGCCAGGCCGACGUCCCGUCCGUUGUCGAGAAGCUCAAGGAGAAGUUGGACUUUUGGAAGAAGGACCAGCAGCGCAAGACCCAGGAGAACAUCGAGAAGGCCAAGAAGGAGAUCGAGAAGCUCGAGGCUGCCGAGGCGGAAGGUGCUGAUGCCGGAGCCAAGGACACCGCGAAGAAGCCUGCCGCCAAGAACCAGCAGGUCAACGGCUCCGCCGAUGCUGAGGCAGAGCUUGCCCAGGAGAAGGACGCCGCCGCCGACGCCGCCAAGGAGCUCGAGAAGGCUAGCAUCGAGGACAAGGACGGAACGGCCACUGCCUAA
Molecule: messenger RNA, 1506 nt
Organism: Lasiodiplodia theobromae
Lineage: Eukaryota; Fungi; Ascomycota; Dothideomycetes; Botryosphaeriales; Botryosphaeriaceae
Product: Nuclear segregation protein
Exons: 3
Coding region: 1-1506 (501 amino acids)
Biological process (GO): intracellular mRNA localization
Cellular component (GO): nuclear outer membrane-endoplasmic reticulum membrane network; ribonucleoprotein complex; endoplasmic reticulum
Molecular function (GO): mRNA binding
Source: RefSeq, a predicted model, not a curated record